ACCAUGUCAGGCCCACUGCUAGACAGUCAUUGGUUCCUUUUUUGUAUGUUAGCCUCUCUCUUUCUUUCUGUCUCUCUUUCUUUCUUAAAAAAGCACUGUUAUUCUGGUAACUGUUGGAACAAACAAGUUAGAGUCAGUAAACCAAUUUUAUCGCUGGGAUAUCUUGGAUAUCUUGCUUGAAGAGGAUGUGAUAAAUUAGGGAGAAUGAAAGUCCAUCUUAAGAUUCUCUCUGUUUUUAUAGUUUUGCCCAGUGUGUUGAUGACGUCUGGAAAUGUUUAUGUGAGAACAGUGGGUGAAGGGGUAGACAUCAGAUGUACAUAUCCAGAUGACCAUAAAAAUACACCCAAGUACUUUUGCCGUCAUCCCUGUAAAUCAUCCAAGCAUGUUUUGAUUAAAGCUGCAAAGCCUGAUCUGGUCGUCUCAGAUGGAAGAUACUCUUUGUUUGAUAAUGUAGGUGUACAGACCUUUACUGUAACCAUCAAAAAUCUCAGUAUGACAGACUCUGGUGUUUAUUAUUGUGGACUUGAUCAAUGGUUCACUGACACACUGAAUAAAGUUAAUCUAUCUGUUUAUCAAGUUCCUGUGAGCAGAUCUACACACACUCCUGAAAACACACAUAUAACAUCCACAUGGACAACAACGCUCACCUCGGCAGAUAAUUCUAGUUCAUAUGAGCAAUUCUCUUCAGCAUCGCCAGCUGUCCAAUCAAAGGGAUCUACACUACUGGGGAACUCUGCCAGUAUUACUGUAGCUUGCGCAGGUCUUCUGGUGCUGCUGGUGUUCGGGGUUCUUGUGGCGUUAGUGUCUCUCUGCAGGAAAAGAUCAGAUUUAAAGUCCAGAUGUCUGAGACCACCCGUCCCUGAAAAUCCAGUUCAAAAUUCACCAAAUCUCAACCUGGUCUCUCAGACUGUAGAUAAUGGCAGCCACCUCUAUGAUGAAAUUGUAACUGAGUACAGUAUGGUUGGUCUGGCUAGAUAUGGUGAUUCUACUGUGGAGCAUUGUGAUCCUGCACCUCAGAAUGAUGAGGACACUUUGUAUUCAUUUAUCAUGAAAUACUGAGGAUAAAAGACUAGAUCAGCGGCAUUCUUUCCCCCGAAAAUGUAACUCUUAAAACCCUGUUGACAUGAAAUGGUGUAUAUGGUCAGUUUGCUAAAAACAAACAAACAAAAAAAAAAACGUCCUGCUGUCAUAAAAUCUAAUAUAUAUAUAUAUAUAAAAUAUAUACAAACAGAAUGGGUAAUAAUAUUAACAACAGAAUGACUUCGCUAGUUCAAAUGAUCAAAAUCUUCAAAAUCCAGUUCUUCCAAAUUGAUAAGGUAGCAGGUUUUGUGUCAUACGUCUGUGCAGGAGACAGUUGCAGAUAUAGUAUUUCCAAUAAGUAAUGAAACCUGUGCUUAGCAGAAAGAUCAUGAGGGGGUUUCCAGCAUUGAACAAGUCAUUUCUUUGCUGCAGUCAAAACUGCUAGACAAAAUUUCUGUUCUUUCCCACUUACAGAAAAUUUAGAAUUAUCAUUCAACAGUAAAAAAACAGGAUAUUUGUGAAAAUUAAUCUUAAUAACCUUAUAUAAAACAUCAAGCACAUUGUCCUAAAUUUUUUGCACAUCUGGACAGUCUCAUAGCAUACAGUAUAUAUCAGUGUGUAGGCAACCCUGUCCACAAAAUAUGCAAUAUGGGUGGGGUAAUAUACACAUAACAUAAUGUAUACGUGUGGUUAAAUAUGCUCUGUGAAUAAAUUAAUGAAAAGUGAAUGAAUUUGUGAUUUGAGUUUGAGUAGAGAUGGUGUGUAAUAUUAUUAGACUUUCUUUUGUCUAAUGUACUCAUACAAUCUCUUAAAUUAAAGCCUGUUUCUUUUUUUUUUUAAGAAUGGCUUGAUGACUGCUCAUUUUGCAAUAAAAAUGCUGUUCUAAACAAAGGCUUACCAUUUAAAUUAGAGAAGUGUUGGGUGUUAGUGGGACUCUGACUGUGUUGUUUUCUUUUAACACUCUGAAAUAGCUUAGGUGUGUGGCAAUACUGAGGCCUUUCCUCUUCACAGGGUUUUAAUAACUGCAUCCCUGGAAGAAGUUAAAAUUAAUCUCAGAAUACACAGCUCCUUUAAGACUGAUAUGGGUUGAUUUCAAACGUGUAGUACUGUGCAAUAUUAAGUUUGACUACAUCUGUUUUUUACUGUCACUGUUUCUUGAUUUUAACAACAUAAAAUGAGCUUCUUAAAAAAAGAGAGAUUUAAAGUUCAAAUUCUUUCAUUUGUACCACUGUUUAACUGUCAUUGGUUUGUCCAUUGUAAGUACAAGUCUCUCUCUCUCUCGGAAGUAAGUUCAUCUGCCAACUGCAAUGUGAGAAACAGUAAGCAGAAAACUUUCACAGUGCACAGUUUAUUUUUUGUUUUAUUGUCAUAGUUUCUUUAUAAAUCCUAUACGAAGGUGGAGGUGAUAUCACAGAGAAUGAAUACUCUUGUGAAGAUUCUGUGUCAUUUCAUAGGUAUUUUUUUUUCCAUUUCUUUACAUUUUCAAUUAAUUUCCAUAAUAUUCUCUGUUGAUUAUUUUAGAUUUAUUUGACAUCAUAAUAUGAUGACAUUUCUCAAGUUUCUAAACUUGAAAUUCUGUAAAUUAUGCGUUUGAAGAUUUCUUUCAUUGCUCUAUUGUUUCUAUUUUUUAAAUGUCAAAAUAUAUAAUUUACAAUUCUUACAGUAUGUAUGUCUCUGUUUAAUUCAACUGGUUUGACUGUGUUUUCUCUA
Messenger RNA from Carassius gibelio (silver crucian carp), 2730 nucleotides. RefSeq names its product CMRF35-like molecule 1. The coding region runs from base 205 to 1059 and encodes 284 amino acids. The transcript is spliced from 7 exons. NCBI's taxonomy places the organism in Eukaryota, Metazoa, Chordata, Actinopteri, Cypriniformes, Cyprinidae. The record is from RefSeq and is a predicted model, not a curated record.